AAGUACCUAACCUUAAACACAAAUAACAAAAGCCGUCAAAUCAUCGUCCAAACAUUUUGCAGGUCGUAGCGACUGAUUUAUAAAUUAAGUUGUAUCACACAUAAGUUUGUUAAAUAAAUACACAGAAUGAGCUCAAUAGGCACAGGUUACGAUUUGUCAGCGUCUCAAUUUUCUCCCGAUGGACGAGUAUUUCAGAUUGACUACGCAAGCAAGGCACUUGAACGAAGUGGUACCGUUAUCGGUUUAAGAGGCAAAGAUUGUGUUGUACUUGCCGCAGAAAAACUUAUUACCAGCAAACUAUAUGAGGAUAAUUCAGGCGGACGAGUAUAUACCAUUGAUCAAAAUAUUGGGUGUGUUUUUGCUGGUUUGUUAGCUGAUGGACGUCAAUUGGUCGAAAUAGCUAGAUCAGAAGCUAAACGGUAUAGAAAUAAUUUAAAUCGCACUAUACCGCUCAAAGAGUUAGUUGAACGCGUUGCAGCUUAUAUGCAUGCAUACACACUUUAUAGUGCUGUUCGUCCAUUUGGAGUUUCAGUUAUUUUUGCUGCUUAUGACGAUUUGCAUGGACCACAAUUGUAUAAAAUAGAACCAGCUGGUACCUCAUUUGGUUACUUAGCUUGUGCUACUGGUAAAGCAAAGCAACAAGCAAAAACCGAAAUGGAAAAGUAUACAUUUAAAGAUAUGUCUACGGAGGAUUUGAUCAUACAUGCCGGCAAAAUCAUAUACCAAGUGCACGAUGAACUGAAGGAUAAGGAUUUCGUUUUUGAACUUGGUGUAGUAGGUAAGGAAACAAACUCGUUGCAUACUCUUAAUCCGCCGAAAUGGGUGCUUCUAGCUGAAGAAGCUGGCAAAGCAGCUAAAAGCGAAGAUGAUAGUGAUAAUGAAAUUUAAAAUAUUAACUUUAACUAAACUUAUAAUUUUAAUUUGGUUAUAUGAUUUCACAAAUCGCUUUUAUAAAUUUAAAUGGUAUAAUAAAAAUGUAUUGUGAACGAUAUUCACAAUUUA
This is a messenger RNA of Teleopsis dalmanni, 1002 nucleotides long. It is a transcript of the gene Prosalpha7, whose product is annotated as proteasome subunit alpha type-3. The transcript has 3 exons. The coding region runs from base 127 to 888 and encodes 253 amino acids. The record is from RefSeq and is a predicted model, not a curated record. Gene Ontology annotation, cellular component: synapse; proteasome core complex, alpha-subunit complex; proteasome core complex. Gene Ontology annotation, biological process: ubiquitin-dependent protein catabolic process. Lineage: Eukaryota; Metazoa; Arthropoda; Insecta; Diptera; Diopsidae.